Messenger RNA from Orbicella faveolata, 5120 nucleotides. RefSeq names its product trafficking protein particle complex subunit 8-like. Gene Ontology annotation, cellular component: TRAPPIII protein complex. The record is from RefSeq and is a predicted model, not a curated record. NCBI's taxonomy places the organism in Eukaryota, Metazoa, Cnidaria, Anthozoa, Scleractinia, Merulinidae.
GUUGACAAUGUACAUCUUAUUAUUUUACAGCUCAUAUCAGAGACCCUUCUGGUGUCAUCCACUCUGUGAAAAACUGGCGCAUACGACUGGUUGAAAUGUCUGCCACGCACCCUCCUCAGCAUGUUGUGAACAAACUAUUGAGUGAAGUCGUGUCGAGAACGCAGCCUCUUAACACUGACCCUAGCACCCUGACCCCAGAAGCUCAGGCAAGAGCUUCAGCACCUUGGUUUGAGGCCUUUCGAGAUUGCUUCUUUCAGCUGGUGAAACCAUCUGAUCAUGAAUUCAUUAGGCACUUUUUAGCUUGUCUGAUUGUUGUAUCUUCACACCAUCCUGACCCUAUGAAUGCUUUUGCUACCAUGAGUUCACAGCAGAUGGAACAGCAGUCUGAACAGCAUGGCCACUUUAGGUGGUUUACCAAUACUGUGUUUAAAUAUCAUCUACUUUUACAUGACGUCAGUGUUGGCGAGGAAUCAAAGGCAGAGGCUAUUUACCAGAGUAUGAAGUCUGUGUAUGGUACACAUGCUUGUCACAUGUUACAGAUCAACUCUGUUAAUAACACAGGUUCCAAUCCACUCCCUAACCUUCCUGAUCCUUGGAGUCAGUUUAUCAUACCAACUAGUGAGGACACACUGGACUGGGAUGAUGACGAAGUCGAUGCAGAUGCCCAGUCUGUGGAAGAUGACCCUGAAAACUGUGCUGUUGAUGAAAACUUUGACCCAGAGGCUGCAGUUAAUGAAGAGACAGAUGGAGGUCGAGUUCGUAGUAGCUCAGGUCCAAUUCUGAUUGGUCCACUGACGUUUGAUGAUGGCCCAGUACCUGAAGAUGAUGACCUGAUGAAUGAGAAACCAGAGAAAAAUUUCGCUACAAAACAGAAUGAAAAACACCACCAUCAUCUCGCAAGUCAUUACCGCUACUUCUCCAGUCGGCAGUUCUCUGGAGGCACAAGGGGCAUGACAACGCAAAGAAAUCAUGGAUUGUGCUUGAGUCUGAGUGAUCAUGACAGGAUCAAGAUAUUUGUUCAUGAGUUGGGUUAUAGAGGACUGUUACAGUAUAUUGAGAAGCUGAUGAGAUAUCUUAAUGAUCAGAUUGUUUCCCGCAAGGGUCUCCAUCGUUCUAUCUUCAGUGCAACUAAGAAGUGGUUUGGUGGAGGAAAGCCAGCUGGACUAGCCUCUGGUCUGGUGCCAGGAAUAAUCUAUACCAAUGACUCACCAGAGCUGUUUCAGCGCAAGCUGGGGGAUCUGGCGUUUUUGGUGCAAAACUAUGAGUUUGCCUAUAACAGUUACCAUACAGCCAAGAGAGACUUUAACCAUGAGCAUGCUUGGUUUUACUUUGCUGGAGCACUGGAAAUGGCUGCCAUAUCAGCAUUCAUGGCUUCAAAUCAACGUCCUUAUCCCACCCACUACAUGGAAACAUCCAUCACCACGUACCUCAAUGCAUGCAGACAGCACCAGUUUGCGAUUAGAGCCACACUCCUGAGUACUGAAACACUCAAGUCACGAAAUAUUUAUCUUGAUGCUGCUAUGCAGUUCAUGCGAAUGACUGCUGAGGAUUCUGAUCUUCUUUGUGCUCUGUUCCUGGAACAAGCAGGACAUUGUUUUCUUCACAGUGACCCACCCAUGAUCCGCAAGUAUGCUUUUAACAUGAUUUUGGCAGGUCAUCGCUAUAGUAAAUCAGCACAGAGAAAGCACUCUUUGAGAUGUUAUCGCCAAGCCCUUCACGUGUACAAUGGAAAAUCAUGGCAUCUUGCUCAGGACCACAUUAACUUCACUCUUGGCCGUCAGUCAUUUAACCUUCGCUUAUUAGAGGAUGCCCAAACAUUCUUUAGACAACUGUUAGAAUAUGAAAGUCUCCAAGCACCAGAACAACAAGCUUCUUACCUCAGGGAAUUUCUGUUUGUUUUCAAGCAACUGAAAGACAUCAGACAAAAGGAAAAAGUGCAGAUGAGCAGACUUCCUGUGUUACCUUUACCCAUGGUUGAUCAGGAUUUGACAAGGGUAAUACCCUGCUAUCAACAUAGCAAUCUUAAAGGCAAACACCCUGAGAGAAAAGUGGUGAACAGUGCACUUGAAACCAAGGACAACUUUUUUAAUCAAACAUUUGGCGUGAAUGAUGAAAUUGCAAAAAAUAACAGCUGGGCUUCAGUUGGACAUGCUUCUUUUGAGGAUAAAUUUGACCCAAAGCUGGCUCAGCGAUGGAUUCAACUCGAAGAGGAAGCUUACGAGAGUGUUAAUAGAACUCCUUUGCCGCCUAUAUUUCGACCUCACGUACCGUGUUUAAGCUCAAAGACGGAUAACAGCACAAGACCCCUGUGUGUUGUUAGAGAAACUGUUGGAGUUGAAGUUGUCCUGCAAAAUCCUUUGAAGAUUCCACUGAAUUUGACAAACCUGUUGUUACUGUGGGAAUUCACUCCUGAAGACAACAGUGACAGCAUCUCUAAUGAGUUUUCCCCAAGGGAAGAUGUUGUCAAAACAGAAGUGAUCAAGAGUUUUGAUAUUUGUGGAAACGAAACCAAAGCUGCCCAUCUGACUGUAAUCCCUUGCCAGACAGGCCAGCUUCACAUCACAGCCAUCAAAUACAGCUUGACGAGCGUGGCCAUUAAUGGCCCAGUUGACGAGAAGUUCUCCGUCCCUGCUGCGGCAGCCUCUGCCAUGACUACUGUCAGUAUGCUGGGAAGGUUGGACCUGGUGCUGAAGGGUCCAAGACUGAACAACACCAAGGCAGAGAAGACAAGCGUGGUGCAUGGCCUGGACAAUCGUCUUAACCUGGAUGUUGUGGCGCCUAUGCCUUUACUUGAGGUUCGAUUUUGUGGAUUUCCAACCAAACUUCUCUGUAAUGAGGUGGUGCAAACCACGGCUGAGUUCACGAACUGCAGUGAAUGUCACCUUGAAAAUCUCAACAUCGCUACACCCAACCCUGAAUUCUUCACCUUUGGAGGCGCGCGGGCGACACCGAGGGAUAAUCCAACUACUCAGAGCAGUGUAAAAUGUAAUUCUAAUGUGAGUAACAUCAGGAGAGUGUCUGAAGUUCCCAUUUCAGGAGGUAGUCUUGCUCCUGGCUAUACAACCAAGCUUCCAGUUUGGAUCCACGGUCACCAGAAACCAGGAAAAUUCAAACGCGAGGUGCUGUUUUAUUACCAGUCAGCAGAAACUAAAUCCCUGAUGAGUUAUCGAGUUCUCCAACAUGCUUUUGACAUCACUACAAAUAGCUCUGUCUCCGUGCGUGCUACUGCAAGAAGGAACAGGCACGCUGGUCUUGAAAACAGUUCUGAGGAUCAAAAUCAGCUGAUUAUUGCACUGGAUGUGGAGAGUCUUGUACAGGGUGAUGUUGCAAGAAAACAUAUCGAAUUUUCGGUUGUUCAAGUGUCUUGUGCAAGUCGAAAAUGGACUUUGCAGCCACUAAGCCAUCAUAAGACAGAUGGUACAAUUAAAGUAAGAUAUGGAGAGACAGUGAUCGUCCAAUUUAAAGCAACGAAGUACCAAGGUGAAAGUCAUUCUUCGGAUGACGAACUCCGUUUCAGUCACGUGUCUUUUGUCGAGAAUGAAAUCGCUGCCUCGUGCUCUCCAGCAGUUGACUUCUACUUCAGAUCACAGGCUUGGGAGGAGCAAAGGAAACUCAACGAGAACCUUGAAUCCGCGAGUGUCGAUGACACAUCGCAAGUGGACAUUGGCUUAAUUGUGUUCUGGCAGACUUCGUAUAUAGACAAGGACUUUCAGAAGCAAAUUGUCAACGGUCAGAGCCACGUGAACAUCAACCGACUAGCAGAAACAGUGUCAGCGGUCACACAACCUCUGGUACCACAGGUGGAUUCAUCCUCAAACGAAAUAGCUUUACCAAGUCCUUUGGAUGGUGUGAGUAACAGAGAGCUGUUAGUCAAGUAUUCUUUGCGGCAUCCUGCAUCGCUGCAAGUCGAUUUCACCUCCAGCAGGUUGGCUUGUCUCGUUGUGGAACUUUUGUUGCAUAACUGUUGUUCAACACCGGUUGACGUGUUUGUGGAGUUACUUCCCAGCGUUGGAAACUCUACAGUAGUGUCAGGAGAAUCCAACAGUUCCCAAAACAGUGCACUUUCCUUUCACAAAGAAACCAACCUGGACCCCAGGUCAUCGCCUAGCUCAUUCACUUGGGUAGGACAAACAUCGAGGAGAUUUCAGCUUGACUCAAAUGGAACUUCUUCAUUGAAAUUCGACGCUUUUGUCUCCCUCCCUGGAGUUUAUAACAUGAACAAUCUGCGCGUUCUGGCGAGAAUUUCCGACGAUCACGAGCCAGGCGGCGCCAUGAAUUUUCAGAAGCCUUGUCCUCCAAGUUACGUUGUGGUUGAGAACACUUGUACAAAUCGUAACGAUCUCGCUUGAUUGCGGGGCCAGUGUUAAAUAGACGUUUUAUGACAAGCUUUCAGUAAAUUUCAAGGGGCAAAUAUUGCCGGGGCAAAAUUUUUCAGAACGAUAAUAUAAGUGACUGUGACACUGUAAAUAAUUAAUACAUGUAGUAAGAGUAACUUUUCAAGAGCUAGGAGAUAUUGCAAACCAAUCAAAGAAACUGAAAAGACGAUAGAAAAGUAAAAUAUUGCUUCAAUCCACGUUCUGAAUGCAGAACUGAAAUUACAGGUGUUUUCCGAUAGUUUUAAUGAUAUAUCCAAUACGAACAAAGAAUAUAUUUUUAAUGAACUGUGCAAGUUGGCAGUAUUUCAUCAAAUUCGAAGUUCAUCGAGAUGGUGAUAUCCACAGACUGGUGAUAGAAAUCUGGAUUCUCACUAUUUUAAUUGGACACUUCUUCGACUGAUGGAAGUGUUUGGGCAAUCGGUCGGAAACCUGAUUAGGACUGUAAAAAAAAAAAAAAAAAAACUGGCUGAUCCCGUGUUAUCGUCAGAGGUGUUCCUGGGCUGCAUAUGAUGUGGGCUUAUGACGUAAAACUAUAUGUUCGAGUUCUUCAUGUGUAUCGUGACUAGCAAAUCCUGCUUAGCCUCUUGUUCUUGAAAAUAACAGCUUUUCUCUCAUAGUGGUGGAAAGUGCGAGUGAACCCACCACUGUUUGCCUGUUGAUUUAAGCACCUCGUGAGUGUACUGUUUUUAAGAAACCAUGUCAUCCACUCGAUGGUCUGAAGUAAAUUGCUUGUCUUAGUUUACU